AUGAUUCGACCUCCAUUCAAGAAACAGCGCCUUAGAAGACGGUCGUCUUCAGGACCUCAGCUGGAUGACAUUUUCACAUCUUCCUCGGCCGCACACAUCUUUGCAGCAGCAUCCACGUCUCAAUCCUCUUUGGCAUCCGCUGUUCUACAACCUACCUCAUACGAGAUAACUUUGAAUGAUGACCAGGAUUUGAAACAGUCACUCAGGGCUACAUCUAAAGAUAGUUUGGUCCGCGCUCCGCGGCUAGUCACAUGGACGAGCAGCUGCGGAAAGCAUUCCAUCAUCACGGAUCGAUACGAUGCUGUACACCUGCUCUCGCAGCUACCCCAGAAACCUCCGAACACCCAUACCGAAACAGACGAGAUUGACAUUGGAUGGUCAGACCUCGAAAGUGAUACAGAAGACCUGUUCUUCAUGACCGACGCUGAAGCGGCUGAUUUUCAACACAACAAAGCUAGGGCUGCAUUGGAGGCUCAACGUCUGACAAGACUGGAGGAACUUGGUCCUUCUUCUCCAUCUCCUUCUACUGCCUCACACACAACUGUCAAAGAUGAUGAAAAAGUAGAGGAACUGAGCAAGGUCCAAUUUGAACUGAUGCAAAAGACGGCUAGAGUUGUGACAUCAUCCAGCAACGCUUCGCUACUCGAGAUGAAGAUUCUUGCUAAUCAUGGCGGUGAUGGAAGGUUUGAUUUUCUGCGCAAGGAGUGGAAUCAGAGAUGGGGUGGGAUCUGGGAGGUACUGAAGGCGAGUAAAGGUGAGAUGGGGUAUGAUGCCGCGCUGCGCAUCCCGAAUGGAAAGACAAAUACGCCUCCUGCCCUUCAGCCAGGCUUGGUCGCAUACGAUGACAGCGAUGGCGAAGCACAAGAAUCGGACCAAGCCGAAACGAACGAGUCGAAUCAAAAGGCCGAACAAACAUCAGUCAAGCGUGCAGAGACAGCCACGCUGAAAAAGCAAAAGCAGACCGAACGUCUGGCGCGUGCCAAGAAGUGGCUCGAAAGCCGAUCCGCCAAACCUGCGUCUCCAUCCCCAACUCGUUCUACUUCCUCGUGA
Mycosarcoma maydis (corn smut) is the source of this 1050-nucleotide messenger RNA. RefSeq lists its product as uncharacterized. NCBI's taxonomy places the organism in Eukaryota, Fungi, Basidiomycota, Ustilaginomycetes, Ustilaginales. Bases 1 to 1050 code for a protein of 349 amino acids. The record is from RefSeq and is a predicted model, not a curated record. The transcript has a single exon.